Molecule: messenger RNA, 1563 nt
Organism: Mercenaria mercenaria
Lineage: Eukaryota; Metazoa; Mollusca; Bivalvia; Venerida; Veneridae
Product: L-methionine gamma-lyase-like
Exons: 4
Coding region: 72-1313 (413 amino acids)
Biological process (GO): transsulfuration
Cellular component (GO): cytoplasm
Molecular function (GO): pyridoxal phosphate binding; carbon-sulfur lyase activity
Source: RefSeq, a predicted model, not a curated record
GGAGUGGUAACAACAUUACGACUUCUGUUUUCUUUCAAUUAUUCGCUUUUCUAUCAGGAAAUUUAUUCAAAAUGAGCCAACUAUGGAACCCAGCAAAAUCGGUACUGGAGAACCUACCCGAUGACAUUAAGUCUAAGCUAUCAUUUGACACCAAGGCAACUUCAACACGUCAUGUACAUCCGGGUACAGAACCUUUAGUUCCUCCAGUUACGCACUCAAGUACCUAUCUGAUGACCAGCGUUGAUGACUACUUACGUAUUCUGAAAGAAUCGGGCUAUAUUUACGGGCGCCUCGGUACACCGAAUUCAGACGCAGUAGAAUGUGCGAUAAAUGCUCUGGAAGAAGGAGCAGGUACUCUUGUUUUCGGUUCCGGUAUGGCAGCCAUUAGUGCUGCUCUGAUUUGCUUCCUGAAAGCCGGAGAUCACGUGGUUUGCCAAAAUCCUUGCUACAGCGCCACCUAUGAUAUGCUUGACAAGAUACUAGCAAAGUUUGGAGUUGAAACUUCAUGGGUUCCUGCCGGUUGCAGUGUAGAAGAGUACAGAAAGAAGAUAAAACCGAACACAAAGUUACUUUAUGGAGAAACACCAUGCAAUCCUAAGCUAACAAUUCUUGAUUUGCAGGAAUUUGGACAACUCGGAGCCUCUGAAGAAAUAAUAACGAUUGUUGACGGAACAUUUGCAAGCCCCUUCUGUCAGCAGAGUCUCAAGUUCGGUAUUGACAUAUCAAUGCAUAGCUGUACAAAAUAUCUAGGAGGUCACAGUGACCUGACGGCUGGUUGCCUCACUUUCAAAAAGGUUGAACACUGGAAAAUGAUGAAGAGAUACCAGAGUACAUUGGGAAUGCAGUUGUCUCCGCAUGAUGCCAGUUUGUUGCUUCGUGGUAUCAAAACCAUUCAUGUACGUAUGCCGCGACAUGAAUCAAACGCGAUGAAAAUAGCGGCGUUCCUUGAAAAACACCCCAAAGUCGAAUUUGCAAGAUUUCCAGGUCUAGAGUCACAUCCACAGCAUGCUUUAGCUAAGAAACAAAUGACGUGUUACAGUGGAAUGAUUGCUGCGGAGAUAAAAGGUGGUAUCGAUGGUGGAAAAGCAUUUGUUGAGAAUUUACAUUUAGCACAGUUAGCGGUAUCUUUAGGUGGUGUCGAAACUCUUGUUGAACAUCCAGCAACAAUGACACAUGGUCCAAUGAUCAUGUCAGAUGAAGAGAGAGAAGAAGGCGGGAUAACUCCGGGAUUAGUUAGAAUUAGUAUCGGACUGGAGGAUCCCGAUGAUUUGAUCAGAGAUUUUCAACAGGCAUUAGACAAAGUGAAAGAAUGAUUGUGUGAAGCAGACAUGCUUAAUCAGGAUUUGUGUUGACCUGAGAUAACCCGCACGUAAUGACACGAAGCAAAUGCAAAUUAUUUGUUCCUGAUGGUACUUUGAAUCGCACACUGUAUGUAUGUGUAUGUACAGUGGUCAAAAAUUGUCAUAUAAAUUAAUAGAUAUAUACGUUUAUAAUCAUUGAAUAAAAUCUGUUUUCUCAUGUUACAGUCAUGUAAGAACGCGGGAAUAAACUGGCCAAAAGUUA